UGUUUUGUACUUGUGUUUUAAAUGUUUAUCUGGCGCUUGGGCGGUAGUUAUUUUCCUGAGUGUAUCUGUAUCUACUAUUGAUUCAAUCCUUAUAUACAUUCUGCAAUAAAAAAUACGACGGCUUGCAAAUUCUAUUAGAUCUAUAUUAAGCACGUGACCCACUCUGCGAGAUUUCAGAAUCCAUCUUGGAAAGUGUGAGUCUGCAGAAACCGGCUCGAUAUUUGCACAUAUUCAGAAUUCAGUUCAUUAACCUGGAAGACAAUGCAGAUGGAUCCAGGACUACAUAAAGGGGAAGGAUAUCAGUAUGGCCCAAAUCCUAAACAGCACUACUUUAGUCCAUAUUCCAUGAAUGGAGGGACUGUAUUGGCAAUUGCUGGUGAAGAUUUUGCUGUGGUUGCAUCAGACACAAGACUUAGUGAAGGAUUUUCCAUUCACACAAGAGACUCACCAAAAACAUAUCAGCUAACAAACAGCACCGUGCUUGGUUGUACUGGUUUCCAUGGUGAUGUUCUCACAGUGACCAAGUUGUUAGAGGCUAGGUUAAAAAUGUACAAAAAUGAGCACAACAGACAAAUGAGUACCUCUGCCAUUGCUGCCAUGCUCUCCACUGUCCUAUAUUACAGACGGUUCUUUCCUUACUAUGUAUAUAAUAUAAUUGGAGGAUUAGAUGAUGAAGGCAAAGGCGCUGUGUACAGUUUUGACCCUAUAGGAUCGUACGAGAGAGAAGCCUAUAGAGCAGGAGGAACUGCUAGCUCUAUGUUGCAGCCACUCCUAGAUAACCAGAUUGGCUUCAAGAAUCAGGAAGGUGUCACUAAAGUCCCCCUGAGCAAAGAGAAGGCUGUAUUUCUGGUGAAAGAUGUGUUUAUCUCAGCCGCCGAACGCGACAUUUACACUGGGGAUAACAUCAUGAUACAUGUCACAACUAAAGAUGGCACAGAAACUGAAGUUUUCCCUCUCAGACGAGAUUAACAAACUCAGUGCAUUAGGGUUAUCACAUGGAUGUUAUUUUCCUUGACAGAGAAUGGGACCGGUUUUCUUUUCUGUAAAGGGCAGAAAGACUGGACUUGCCCCCAUAAAGACAGGAGAGAGCUGUUUACUCAGUUAUCUUUGGAAUGGGAGAUUUCCCCUACUGUUCAUGGUUGACUGGGAACCUGGGAUGUACUUCUCAUUUGAUUGUUCAGUAACUUAGAGAAAAAAUUGUGGAGGUAAAGCAGACAGUAUCAAAGUGAGAAACCGAUUUAAAAAGCUUUAAAGACGUGCUGUUCACUUAAGUGAUGAAAUUGUACAUUUAGUAACAUUCAAUAAAUAUGAAUCUAGUAAAA
Messenger RNA from Lingula anatina, 1322 nucleotides. RefSeq names its product proteasome subunit beta type-1-B-like. The record is from RefSeq and is a predicted model, not a curated record. Gene Ontology annotation, cellular component: cytoplasm; nucleus; proteasome core complex. NCBI's taxonomy places the organism in Eukaryota, Metazoa, Brachiopoda, Lingulata, Lingulida, Lingulidae.